Tripterygium wilfordii is the source of this 2286-nucleotide messenger RNA. Its product is annotated as centromere protein C-like. Bases 26 to 2041 code for a protein of 671 amino acids. Gene Ontology annotation, molecular function: centromeric DNA binding. The transcript has 11 exons. Lineage: Eukaryota; Viridiplantae; Streptophyta; Magnoliopsida; Celastrales; Celastraceae. Gene Ontology annotation, cellular component: kinetochore. Gene Ontology annotation, biological process: kinetochore assembly; spindle attachment to meiosis I kinetochore; attachment of mitotic spindle microtubules to kinetochore. The record is from RefSeq and is a predicted model, not a curated record.
UUUGCUUCUGUGAAAAAAUCCAAUAAUGCCAAUGGAGACCCUAACACAGGGCUCAGAUCUGGAGGAUCCUUUACAGGGCUACACAGGUCUUGCUCUCUGUCCUCGAACCUUAUCGUCUCUCCCAAAUCAGUACCCGUGCAAUCCUGCGGAUCUCCACAGCGCUCACGAAUUCCUCAAAUCCAUGCCCUUAGGAAGUUCCAGCAAGCUUCUAGAGCAGGCAAAAGCUAUUAUAGAUGGUAGUUCAAGUUGUCCUAGUGAAAUGAUUGGUCACGUAUCAUCUAAUGCGAAUAAUGAUGUUGUUUUGGGGAAAGAAGUGGAAACUCACCAAGAACGAAGACCAGCCUUGGGCCGAAAGCGAGCUCGGUUCUCUAUGAAGCCAAAUUCAAGUCAGCCUACUGUGAGUUUGGAACCAAGUUUGGACAUUGAUAAACUGAAAGAUCCAGAGGAGUUUUUUCUAGCUUUUGAAAGGCUUGAAAAUGCCAAAAAAGAACUACAGAAACAGACGGGUAGUAUUUUGGUGGACUCAUAUCAAAACGAUCCAGCUGUGGCCCCCAGGAGACGUCGACAGGGAAUUUUGGGGAGGUCUGUUAAGUACAAGCAUCGCCAGUCAACUUUUAUGGCCUCUCAGGGCACUUUUGAAGAGGACAUAUCUAUUCUCCCCGAUCAAAGCUCGCAACUACGGCAACCUGAUCCUAAUAGUGAAUCGCCAGAAAGGGAACUGGCUAGUUCAAUAAGCAAGACAGAAAGGGAAGUUAAUCAAGUAUUGGACAAAUUGCUAAAUGGUGAUUAUACAGAGCUAGAUGGGGAUGGAGCAGUCAAUGUGUUACAGGAGUGCUUGCAGAUCAAACCUAUUGAUUUAGAGAAAUUAAGCCUCCCUGAUUUUCUUGAUAUCCGUAGGAGUGACUUGAAAUCCUCACAAGGGCAUGUAGCCAAGGCUCGGAAUCCAUUGUCUGAUAUACAUAAUUUGGUUAAAGGGAUAACCAGGAAAUCCUCAUUGGAGCCUAAACUUGCGGAUAGUUUGAUAAAUUCCUCUGCUUCUCCGACUCCACCUAAAAGUCCAUUUACCUCAAUAUCAUUGAUGAAGAAGCGAAUCCUGCAAACCAAUGUAUCAGCUGAUCCAUUUUCACUAGAUGAAAUUGAAGGAUCACCAGCCAGAAGUUCUUUGCCUCUAGACAGUGUUGAAAAAGAUUCCCAUAUGGUUGAUACAGGAAAGGAGGCGAGUGUCUCUGGCAAGUUAGAGUCUUUAACUAUUGAAGAUGACGCUGGCGCUGCUGACAUGAGUCCACCUGGAGUUGCCAUUGGAGACCUCACUGGUCCAUCUGAUGAAUUUCUAAAUGAUUGGUCAAGUGGACCUGAUUCCGCUGCUGAUGUUGGUCGUAGUGGAUCUCAUUCUGGGUUGGAUGAUGACAACGAAAGCAGUGACAUGGAUAAUGGGGUUAUAAAUGAUAAGUUGAGUAGGGUUGAUGCUGAGGUGCAUGUUAGAAUAAGUGUAACUCAUGAUUUGGAAGGCAAAACACCGGUGCAAGAUACGACGCAGGAAGCACUGCCUUCUGCAUUACCCAAUCUCAGCAUGGACGAAAUGACCAUGGAAAGUUCUGACAUCACUCAGCCUCAGAUGGAUAAAUCAGGUCCUGCUGUAGUUGAGAAGCAUCUAAGGGAUGGAACAUCCAAGUCCCCAGCCGUUGUUUCACCUGAGCAUGAGGAGCAACCUUCAAGAGUUGCACUGAAUAAGAAAACAAAAGCCAAAAAGCGUCUACAAAGAGAAUCUGAGAGUAUGAAACUUUCGAGGAGGCAAAGCCUUGCAGUUUUUGGCACAUUAUGGGAAGGAGGUAAAAGGAAAAGCAACAGAAUCAAGUCAAGGCCUUUGGAAUACUGGAAAGGCGAGAGAUUUUUAUAUGGACGAAUACAUGACUCUUUGCCAACUGUGAUUGGGAGAAAGUACGUGUCGCCUGCAAAGGGCGGUGGAAAACCUACAGUCAGGGUGGAGUCUUUUGUGUCUGAGAAGUACAAAGAUCUGCUUGAUCUAGCUGCUCAAUGUUGAGUUGACUGUAAUUAGGUGUCUACGGCUCGAGUGGGAUACCAACCUGUGCAAUGAAUGGGGCAUCCUCUGCUUUGAUUUUUAGUUGUUUACCUUUGUAUCAGUUUCAUAGUUAUGCGACAACUCGAUACUUAAAUGUGGAUAUUUGUUAAUAUAGGUUGGUUGCAUUGAAACUCUUGUCUUGUAUGUGUAUUUUGCCUUACCAUAUUUGAUGUAGCUGCUGAUCAAUGUCCAGUUUCUGCAUUUGC